CAGCUGGAUCAGAUGUUGCAGGCAGACAAGAAUGAAGCUUUAAAGAAGGCACUGUUUCGUGGUGAUGUGUCAUUAAUUGAAGAACUCUUAAACUCUGGUAUAAGCAUAGAAUCUAGCUUUCAGUUUGGAUGGACUCCCCUGAUGUGUGCUGCCAGUGUGGCUGACUUUGCAGUAGUGCGUCUUCUUCUGGACAGAGGUGCUAAUGCAUGUUUUGAAAUAGAUAAGUACAGCGUGCUGAUGGCAGCAUGUACUGCACAUGCUUCAGAGGAAAACAUCUUGAAGACUGUAGAACUGCUUCUGUCAAGGAAUGCUGACCCUAACCUUACUUGCAGGAGACAAAUGACUCCACUGAUGUAUGCAGCUAGAAAAGACUAUCCCCAGGUUGUUGCUCUUCUUGUCGCUCAUGGUUCACAUAUAAAUGCCCAAGAUGAAAAUGGAUAUUCAGCAUUAAUAUGGGCAGCACAGCAUGGACAUAAAAGUGUAAUUUUUAAGUUACUUGAGCUGGGAGCUGACAAAAAUCUACAGACUAAGGAUGGGAAAACAGCAGCAGAGCUAGCAAAAAUUAAUAAACAUUCAGAGGUAUUUCAUUUCUCUUUGAAAU
Pterocles gutturalis (yellow-throated sandgrouse) is the source of this 601-nucleotide messenger RNA. Its product is annotated as ankyrin repeat, SAM and basic leucine zipper domain-containing protein 1-like. The annotation marks the transcript as partial. NCBI's taxonomy places the organism in Eukaryota, Metazoa, Chordata, Aves, Pterocliformes, Pteroclidae. The transcript is spliced from 5 exons. Gene Ontology annotation, biological process: piRNA processing. Gene Ontology annotation, molecular function: protein binding. The record is from RefSeq and is a predicted model, not a curated record. Gene Ontology annotation, cellular component: pi-body.